AUGGGCAUGAUGCAAGAAAAUGAUCCGGGCUGGCCAGGUAUGGAGAACAUCCUCAGUAUCAUGCUUGAGAGUCGAUAUGAGCGAACAGGAAACAUUGCCGACCUAGAGGAAGCAAUCAGCGUGACUCGUCAAGCAGUCGAUGCCACUCCUGAAGACCACCCCGACCGCGCAGGCAGGUUAAACCUCCUGGGAAUCAAUCUUCAGAGUCGGUAUAAACGGACUGGGGAGAUAGGCGACCUAGAGGAAGCAAUCAGCGUGGCCCGUCAAGCAGUCGACGCCACUCCUGAAGACCACCCCGACCGCCCAGCCUGGUUGAACAACCUGGGAAUCCAUCUUCAGAGUCGGUAUGAACGGACUGGAGCGAUGGGCGACCUAGAGGAAGCAAUUAGAGUGGCUCGUCAAGCAGUCAACGCCACUCCUGAAGAUCAUACCCUCCGCCAAGCCUGGUUGAACAACCUGGGAAGCAGACUUCAGAGUCGGUAUAAACGGGCUGGAGCGAUGAGCGACCUAGAGGAAGCAAUCAGCGUGGCCCGUCAAGCAGUCAACGCCACUCCUGAAGACCACCCCGACCGCCCAGGCGGGUUAAACCUCCUGGGAGUCAAUCUUCAGAGUCGGUAUGAACGGACUGGGGAGAUAGGCGACCUAGAGGAAGCAAUCAGCGUGACUCGUCAAGCAGUCGACGCCACUCCUGAAGACCACCCCGACCGCGCAGCCCGGUUAAGCAACAUGGGAAUGAAUCUUGGUCGCCGGUAUCAACAGACUGGGGAGAUAGGCGACCUUGAUAAUGCCUCUAAUUAUCUCCAAAUGGCUUGGAACACAACAAUGGCCAUUCCCUUUCAUCGUAUCCAGGCCGCCUCUCAGUGCAUCAAGUUGCUUGCCCUCCAGCGCAAGAUAGACACUGCUAUAUCGCUUGGUAAAGAUGUCAUUAAUCUAUUGCCCACGGUGAACACAAAACUUCUCGGCCGCAGCGAUCAACAGUACGUCGUAUCGACCUUUGCAGGCGUAGCUGCCGAUCUUUGCGCACUGCUCCUGGCAUCAGACCAGACCUGCGACGCCCUUCACUUCCUAGAGAAAGGCCGGGCGGUCAUUCUGAGUCAGCUAAUAGACAGCCGGAGCGACGUGUCCCAUUUGGCACAGAAACAUCCAGAGAUUGCUCGCCGCUACGAAGAGCUCCGCGACGAGGUCAAUACUCCCCUGGUCGGCCUUGAGCAAGAUGCUCUAAGAGAACAGGGCAGGCGACGUCGUCAAGCCGCCCUGGACUUGGACGCCUGUAUAGGAGAGAUCCGAAACAUUAUGGGUUAUGAGCGAUUCUUGCUCGGUCAGACAACAGCCGAGAUGCAACAGUGCGCAGCGGGAGGCAGCAUCCUAGUAGUUAAUAUCACGGAGUUCCGGAGCGACGCCAUUAUUGUUUCACCCGCGGCCAUCAAGGCAAUCAACCUCUCUGAGUUGUCUGCAUCAGACGCAAAGGCCUGGCUGAGUAAAGACUGGACCGGCCGGAGAGCCGAACGUGCAGCGAAAAAUCGAGAGUAUUUGGCCUACCUGGCUUGGCUCUGGAAGUCUUGCGUCAGGCAGAUACUAGAUGAGCUGCGCAUACUCCACGAGCCAGCAGCGCAAGACCUCUCGAGAGUGUGGUGGAUCGGGAGUGGUCUUGCUAGCUCGAUGCCUUUCCAUGCAGCCAGCAUACACCGCAUCGGCGCGACCGAGACCGCCUACCACAAGGUGGUCUCGUCGUAUAUACCGUCGAUCAAAGCGCUGGCCCACGCUCGAAGGCGAACCGAGAAUUUGGAAAUGACACAGGGGUCGCUCUUGGUAGUAACGAUGCCGGCAACGCCGGCUGACGGCCAGAGGCCACUGUCUGGCCUUCCCGGUGUCACUCGAGAAAAGGACAUUCUGUUGGGGCUGAGCAGGGGACACAUUUCGGCAGAGCACAUGGAGCAGCCCAGCGUUGAUCAGGUGUUCGAAGGACUACGGCGGUGCUGCAUCGCACACUUUGCGUGCCACGGGUCGACGGACCAUGUGGAUCCAUCGAACAGCGGACUCAUAUUGCAGAGGCGCAGAGAGGAUUACGUGGGUAAUGGGGGCAAUGGAAACGACAACGAAGUCGAGCUCGUUCAGGACAGACUUACGGUGGGGACGAUCUCGGAAAUGAACCUCAAGCAUGCGCGGCUGGCCUACCUAUCGGCCUGCUCGACGGCGCAAAACAAGGUAGUGAGGCUGUGGGACGAGGUCAUCCACGUGGUGAGCGGAUUCCAGAUGGCAGGGUUUCCACACGUGGUCGGCUGUCUCUGGCCGUCGAAUGAUAGGGUGUGCGUGGAGGUGGCGAGAGGGUUCUACUCGUCGGUCUUCAGGCAAGGGGAGGGGGGCUGGAGGGAUGGAGAGAUGGCGGCGGCACUGAGAGAGGCGGUGAUGGCGGUCAGGGGGGAUAAGAUGGAGACGCCGCUGCAUUGGGCGCAGUUUGUUCACUACGGUCCCUAA
Fusarium keratoplasticum is the source of this 2475-nucleotide messenger RNA. Its product is annotated as CHAT domain-containing protein. Gene Ontology annotation, molecular function: protein binding. Lineage: Eukaryota; Fungi; Ascomycota; Sordariomycetes; Hypocreales; Nectriaceae. The record is from RefSeq and is a predicted model, not a curated record. The transcript has a single exon. The coding region runs from base 1 to 2475 and encodes 824 amino acids.